Trematomus bernacchii (emerald rockcod) is the source of this 3286-nucleotide messenger RNA. RefSeq lists its product as uncharacterized. The coding region runs from base 602 to 2530 and encodes 642 amino acids. NCBI's taxonomy places the organism in Eukaryota, Metazoa, Chordata, Actinopteri, Perciformes, Nototheniidae. Gene Ontology annotation, molecular function: ubiquitin-protein transferase activity. The transcript has 16 exons. The record is from RefSeq and is a predicted model, not a curated record.
AUCUCUGUCAUAAAUCGCGAGGGCAUAUGAGAUCCACGCGAGCACAAGUCAAGCAGCCGCGGACGUAUAUUAUUUUCGCGAGCACUAAAACGGCACUCGCGCGAGAGCAAUAUUGAAGCCUGCAGGGGAGAAACAUGCCUUGAGCAUGUGCAGCAUCUACAUGAGCUCUCCUUGGUCUCCUGCGCUCUCGCGAGCAAUUCCUGCUCUUCUGCUCGUGAAACUCUGGCCUGCUCUCACUCGCGGAGAAAUUUUAGGAAGUGGGCGUACCGUGUCCCAGUAACGCCAAAUCUAAUUGGUUACACCCCUCCUCUUUUAUGAUUGGCCGUUUUCAAAUGACGAGAGAUAUCGGAGCGGGAAAGCCCCGCAGAAGAAGAAUGGCUGACGACAAGGAGAUAGAGUUACAAAAUGCUACCAGGCGUGUUGUUGACUUGCUGAGAAGUGCCUUGGCUGAACCAACUUCUCAAAAUCGGCUUUCCCCGGCCUAUUCAAAUCCGGUAAAAGCUAUACCCCAUCUCCCAAAAGAAGGGCUCUUAGGUCAACCCCAAUCCAGUUCUUUCUGCUCAAUCAGUGCACAGAAAGAACACCAAAGUCAUCGGAUGAAAUGGUCCUUCUCCAGGCUGGACUUGGCAGGAGGACUCUCAAUAUCCCCGAAAAUGCUGACCACUCCCAGAUAUCAUAUAUACUUAUGCAAUCAUAUUCCAAAAUGGUACCAUUGGAAGGGGCCUGGAUGCUACAUAAAGCUGCUGGAGGAUCAGGCCAGCGGAAAUUAAGUGUUUUGGCACCUGAGGCAGAGGGUUACACGGGGGCCUACCUUGCUAAAGCUUUAGGUGGAAAAGGCUGUCUCUAUAUAAUGCCCAUCCAGGACACUUUAGACACCUCCCCCUUGCCCUACUCAUCAGAGGAGUUCGAAAAUAUGCCAAAAGCCAGAUGUGCCACAUGUCAUCUAAGCAUGCCUGUCCAGCUGUUGGCUUUACACGCACAAGAGUGUGAACCAAGCAGCUGUUCUGACCGCAUGGAUCUGGAACCGGAUCUGGACCCAGAUUUAGAUGAGUCUCCAGCUACAAGCAAUCCUGGGAAUGCUUCUCCAAGUGUGCUCCCGUGUAGGACCUCCUGUUCUAAAAUCGAUAUUAAGGUGGCCUGUCCAUUGUGCUCAGAGUUAUUUCCUGAGUAUUUUGUUGAAAUACAUGCCAGCACUUGUAGAGAAAGUACAUUGCAGUCGACACAAAUUAUCGAUUUGGAAGAACAUGCCAGUGAAGAACUGACAGGGCGAGUGAAAAGUCUUGCUGAAGCCAUCGAAACACUUAGUGGACGAGUGGACACAACGACACUCUUUAAUGUUAGUGUCACUAGGGAGGAAAUCUUUGAAAGGGGUUUAGGGCAGUGGAGACGUCAGAAGAGGUCUUCUCCCAAAAAACCCCUCCGAGUGUCUUUCAUUGGAGAGUCUGGAAUUGACCAUGGGGCUCUCAGGAAAGAAUUCUUAACAGAAAUGAUGGCAGGUGUUGAAAGGAAGUUUUUUCAGGGAGGGAGUACAGGGAAAACCCCCAAGUACUCAAUUACUGACUACCACAAAGAGCAUUUCAAGACAGCUGGAGAGAUUAUGGCAGUCAGUAUAGUACAAGGUGGUCCUCCACCUAACUUUUUCAGAGAGUGGUGCUAUGGAUACAUAUCCACUGGGGAGAUGGAUAGAGAUUCCAUUUCCAAGGAAGAUGUGACUGAUCCAGAGCUCAGCCAGCUUAUGGAAGAGGUUGAGAUGGCUGAACCUGAAGCUAUGUACGACCUUCUGGAUCGGAUAACAGCAUGCGGGUACAGUGGUCCUGCAACGUGGGAGAGGAAGGAAGAAAUAAUAAAGGCAAUUAUCUUGCACUCAUCGGUCCGCAUCCUACCAAUGCUGCAGCAGAUAUGCUCAGGCAUGAAGCUGUAUGGCUUGUGCGGGAUGAUUGUACAACAACCACACAACUUCAGGGAUCUGUUCGUCCCUGGCCUUCAUGAAAAGCCGGAUGCUGAAUUCCUGAUGGGAGCCAUAUCUCCAGUCUUCAGUGAGCUGGGCUCGCUGCGACGCCAGAGGGAAUCGAGGAUUGUAAACUUUUUGCAAGACUUCAUCCAAAACAUUGAAGAUGAAGAGGAAGAAAAGAGCUUCGUGGUUGAAGAGAGGGGGACCCCUGUGAAGAUAACAACAGAGAGUGAUCUUGAUGAUGGAGACUCAAGAGAGACAGAGUCUACAGUUGAACCGGCGAGAGAUGAAGAGGAGAUGAAGGAAAAACACAAGAUCACUGUUGGCUGCUUCCUUCAAUGGCUUACGGGGCAGGCACAUGUCCCCAUCACCUCAACAGAGAGAGAGAGAUUUAAAAUCCUAAUUGAAUUCGACCACGAUUGCAGCGUGCGCUAUGGUACACACACUGUAUGCUUUCCAGUAGUUAAUGCAUGCUCCAACUCUAUUACCUUUCCGACAAGGCACCUCGGCUCAUAUCCGGAGUUCCUGAGCAUUAUAACACAGGCUGUUAUAAGUAGCAGGGAGUUUAGUCGUUCAUAAGAUUCAUAGAAUCGAUGUUUUCUGUUAAAACAGUCUUUAUUGCACUUUAUUUGACAAGGUUUUCAUUUGUUCAAGAUGAGAAUGUUACUAUACAGUCAAACUUUCAAGUGACAUCACAUACUGUUCCAGUCAAAAUGUUUUUGAAACAAAUGGUGAAGUUGGGGAACCAUUAUACUUUUGAGCUGUAUUUUGUGUCGAUUGUUGUUUCAAUUGUCACCAGUUGUGCCAAGUAACUUUACUCUUGGUACUUUUACUUAAGUAACACUUUGAACACAGGACUUUUACUUGGAACAGAGUAUUGUUACAUUUAGGUAUUUCUACUUUUAGUUAAGUACUUCUUCCACCUCUUAUAGUCACUGUAAUACACAUAUAAUACACCUUACUAACUUAAACUGUUUCCCCAUUAUAUUCCUACUAUGAGGCUUAAGGCUAGGUUUACCCUCAUCUGUGUCAUUCAAGGGAGCUGUAUUUCUUAAGAGCCACAUCUUUCAGCUACAUACUCACGGCAGAGUAAGUACAGUUCCUUGACCGGAGUGUUUGGGUCAAUUUGCUGAAAUACUGAUUGAAGUUCAGUUAUGUCUUCUGGACUCAAAGGGCAGUCGAAUUCGGGGACGACAAUCCCUGCAUCCUCUUCUCCAUCGUGGUCAGCAGCAAUUUCCCAGUCAACAUCUGGCUCCUAAUAACCAUAACAGAGGUUUUGAACACUUGGGUGAAAUAAAUGUAUGUCUUAUAAACAAAGUGGAACAAUGACAUCAA